This is a messenger RNA of Prorocentrum cordatum, 1842 nucleotides long. NCBI's taxonomy places the organism in Eukaryota, Dinophyceae, Prorocentrales, Prorocentraceae. The record is from the annotation of a GenBank genome assembly.
CGAUUUGGGCUCAACGCCCAAAGGAUUCCAGGUCAAUCUGUCAGUUGUCUGCUGUACACACCCUUGCGCCGGAUGUUCAGCAUGAAGCGUUUGCUCUGUGCACGCAUCUUGGCUGGUGCAAUAUUCUUGCGACAACUCCUCUGUGCCGCUGCGGUUCGCGAUUCUGGUUACAAGGAGCUCUCAGACACACUCUCCACGGUACCGGAGGAGAUCGGAUGCACCCCGUCCGAGUCCACAGAGUGGUUCAACAAGUUGCUCGGGGGCCUCUGGCCAUACGUGGACGACAUGGUCCAGAACAUCCUUGCUGACAGGGUAGUUCCAGCAAUCCAGGAGGCAAUUCCGCACGAGGGCUUUUUCAACAUACAGAAAAUGCUGGACUUCAAGUUUGAGCAGUCAUACCUCGGCACCCGCCCUCCUCGCCUCAGCAACUUCGUAAUGUGUACCGCGAAUGAUGGUGUGAAGCUCACAGCGGAUAUGGAAUUCAAGUCUGACAUUGAUUUUGCGGUGAAAACUUCGUUGCUUUCACUUGGUCUGCAUGAUCUUAGCAUCAGUGGCAAGGUUGUGGUUCAUUUCGGCCAAUUCAUCACUGAGGUACCUCUUGUCGGUGGAGUGACCGUCCACUUUGUCGACCCCCCACAGAUCGAUUGGGACUUGACAGGCGCAGGGGAUUGGCCCUGGGUGGAUGGCAUCGUCCGCAGCGCGGUUGACUCUGCCAUUGCUGGACUCGCUGUGAUGCCGAAUUUGAUAGUUGUACCGCUUGGCCGGGAAGAUCAAGGAGUGGACUUGUCUGCAUUGAAGUCACCACCACCUCUGGGCUUGCUGCAGGUAGCACCGGUGCAGGCAGCAAACCUCAGGAUGUCAGACGUCAGUCUGGGAUUGGGCUUGCUCAAUAAAGCCCCAGAUCCUUUUGUUACCUUGAAGGUGGGAGAUCAGAAAUGGAAGUCCAGCAGGAACGACAAUAAUGCAAAUCCAACUUGGAAGGGCGAGGGUGCUCUCUUUACAAUUUGGGGCCGUGACCAGUCCUUGGUGGCGGAGGUGUUCGACCACGACCACCUUACAGGGCAUGAUUUUCUUGGACUCACGACUGUUGCCGUGAAGGAGGCCUUGGCUCAUCCAGGCGCGGCCUAUCCGCUUUCAUCGCGAAAGGGGCAAGGCACAGGCUCCUCGCUGGAAUUGGCCUACCAAUGGCUUUGUAUAAUGCCAGGCAAGCCUUCCCUGACGCGGCCAUCUGUCCUGAGGCUUGAGGUCGACAAGCUUGUGUUUCCCGCCGGUCAGAACCACCCUGUUCAAGUGGUUCUGACAGCUGCAUCUGCAGUUUCGCCACACGGGGAGAGGAAGACGACGACGGCGUUUUACAGCGACAUCCAGAGAUCUCUCAAGGUUACCCCAGUCGGUGCCAAACUCAUGGAACUUCUGAGGAUGGACAAGGUUUCUAAGGAAGAUGUCAUGUACGCCACGGGCUUGGAUGAGGCGGCGGUCGACGAGGCCGUGAGCACCAUGAACGCUAAUGAAGGCAGAGCGAGCCGCGGGGAGAUCGACAUUCACUCCACCCUGUACAUGCCCUUCUUCCCCGACGCCAUCAACGUGAGACCGUCGGGAGGUGCCAGCGGCGAAGAAGGUGGCGUGACGCUCGAGGUAAAGACCAAGAAGGCCUCGCUGGGGUCCAUCCGCGUCGAACUCGGCGCGGUGCCGGAGGUGCAGACUGGCGCGAUCGAGUUCGGGUGGGUGCCGCAGUACACCAAGACGGUGCUGAAGAUCAACGAGGGAUCUGCCCACGAGGUGAUUCUGCACGUCAGCAUGAACAUGCUGGCCACCGAGGCGGGCGGCUGCGGCAAGCCGUGA